Messenger RNA from Plasmodium vinckei vinckei, 234 nucleotides. RefSeq names its product U6 snRNA-associated Sm-like protein LSm6, putative. The transcript has a single exon. The record is from RefSeq and is a predicted model, not a curated record. Gene Ontology annotation, biological process: mRNA splicing, via spliceosome; maturation of SSU-rRNA. Gene Ontology annotation, cellular component: P-body; nucleolus; U4/U6 x U5 tri-snRNP complex. NCBI's taxonomy places the organism in Eukaryota, Apicomplexa, Aconoidasida, Haemosporida, Plasmodiidae. Gene Ontology annotation, molecular function: RNA binding. Bases 1 to 234 code for a protein of 77 amino acids.
AUGAGUUCCAAUUCUCCGAAAUAUUUCGUUCAAAGCUUAAAAGGAAAAACUGUAAUAGUAAGACUAAAUAAUGGAUCAGAUUAUAAAGGUAUAUUAGCAUGCUUAGAUGAACGUAUGAAUGUUACGUUAGAGCAAACCGAAGAAUAUUUUGAUGGCGAACUAAUCGAAAAAUAUAAUGACGCUUUUAUUAGAGGAAAUAAUGUUUUUUAUAUAAGAGCAAUUGAUGAUGAAUAA